CUCGAAUCGUCCCGUUCUCGGCUCUCGCGCUGCUGCCGUUGCGCUGUCCAGUACCGAGAGCGUUCAGCACCGCGAGCGGAGGACAGCUCCCGAGCCUCCGAGAAAAACCCCGCAGACCGCAGCAGAAGCGCUUCAGCCAGCCUCGUCUACAUCCACACCACCAACCGAGUGCCGUGGCCAUGUACGAUGGGGCGAGGGUUCCCUCCCCUGAGGAUGCCGCUAACGGAGUCCCGCUGCAGCCCGAGACCCCCGCAGCCACACGUCCCAAAGCUGACGAGCAGCCGGAGGAGAAAGAGGGAGUCCCGCCUGAGCCUGUCCUGGUGAAGAAGGCUCACCGUGAGAUUCUGGACCAUGCGAGGAAGAGGAGGGUGGAGCUGAAAUGCAUGGAGCUUCAGGAGAUGAUGGAGGAACAGGGAUAUUCCGAAGAAGAAAUCCGGCAGAAGGUUGGAACGUUUCGGCAGAUGCUGAUGGAGAAGGAGGGCGUGAUAACUCGAGAAGGCUUGCACCCACGUCCACCGGUUAGGCUGCUUCCUCACGGGGAUGGAGAUCACGUGGGAAAUGCUGCGUACGUCGAGGGCUAUGAGGAAGACUAUGAUUGGGAUGGAGAAUAUUACGAGCAAGAUUCAGCUGCCUACGAUGACUGCAGAUCCAAGAUGAAAUCCAGCAGUUCACCUUCUCCUCGGCCAAAAAAGAGGAAAAAGAAGAAGGCAAGAAGACACAGUCGAGCUGACAGCCCGUCUCCAACCCGCAGAGACAAGAGGAAGAAAAGCGGAAAGAAACACAAGAGAGACAGGUCCACAUCUGGCUCAAGGAGGAAGAGGAGACACAGAUCUGGGAGCCCCCAAAACAAACACAACGACAAGAACAAACAGAAGAAGAGGUGUUCAGUGGAGUCUCCCAGCAGGAGUUCUCAGCACAGAGGGCCAAUCACGUGGCAGAAUGGGAACCACAGCGUCCGUGUACGCAAUGGCAAAGAUUCAGGAGCCAAUCACACGGAGGGGAAUAAAGGGAACGAUGUAUGUAGUCUCCUCUACUUUACCUUCAUCUGUUCUCUGCCGUUUACACUACUAAUCCUUCAAACACUCUCUCUCUCUCACACACACACACACACACACACGCCAACUGAUUCAGUCGUAUCUGUGUGAGCUGACUCUAUAUCUAUUUUCCCUCUUUGGCUCCAUUUUGUGAGUUUUUCUGUUCUCAAGCCAUUUAUGUGUUUGUUGGGAAGGGUUUUUGUUUUGUCGAGACAGAUGUCCAUUAUUUUCUUUCAUUAUUUUUUUAAUAAUGUCAUGCUUUAUUUCACGCACAAGCCAUUUUUCUUACAGUGGAAACUAAAAUACAACCAAUUGUUGAGCAUGUGGGAUUUCAUGGAAGCACCAGCUCCAUCCCGAAGGCACAAACUUGCGAAUUGUCUUGCGACAAUUUUUUACAUAAAGCAUCUGUUGCUAAUAAUUCAAUAGUUUGUGUUGGAUAACAUCCCACGAAAGAGACUUUUGAUGCCUCAACCAGAUUAAUUAAAGAUAUUUUGGUAACACUUUUGCUUCAUUUG
Messenger RNA from Sinocyclocheilus rhinocerous, 1549 nucleotides. RefSeq names its product serine/arginine repetitive matrix protein 3-like. NCBI's taxonomy places the organism in Eukaryota, Metazoa, Chordata, Actinopteri, Cypriniformes, Cyprinidae. Gene Ontology annotation, molecular function: mRNA binding. The transcript has 9 exons. The record is from RefSeq and is a predicted model, not a curated record. Bases 180 to 1145 code for a protein of 321 amino acids.